UGGGGUGGACUUUGUGCAGUCCCUAACCCACGCCUGGACGAGGCUGCUGUCCAGUGUGGCCCAAGAAACGUCGACCCAGUGCAUGGAGUUUCUACUGUUAGUGCAUCCCUGCUGUGACUCACUGCUGUUGUCUCCAGGACCCACUGAGAGGGCCUGCUUACUCUCCCUGCUAAGCUCCUGGUCCAGAAAUUGCAUUAGGGGCUGGAGUUCAUUGCACCCCAACAGCCAUGGGACCCAGGAUAGGGCCAGCAGGUGAGGGACCCCAGAUGCCAGACAAGGCCAGGAUGGGCACAGAAGACACACCUGGAGGCAAAGCCAGCCCAGAUCCUCAGGACAUGAGGCGAAGUGUGUUCCAUAACAUCAAGCUCUUUGUCCUGUGCCACAGCCUGCUGCAGCUGGCACAGCUCAUGAUCUCCGGCUACCUUAAGAGUUCCAUAUCCACAGUGGAGAAGCGCUUUGGCCUCUCCAGCCAGACCUCAGGACUGCUGGCCGCCUUCAACGAGGUGGGGAACACAGCCUUGAUAGUGUUUGUGAGCUAUUUUGGCAGCCGGGUACACCGGCCCCGGCUGAUCGGCUAUGGGGCUAUCCUUGUGGCCCUGGCAGGCCUCCUCAUGACUCUCCCACACUUCAUCUCGGAGCCAUACCGCUACGACCACACUAGCCUGGAGGAUACACCACAGGACUUCGAGGCUUCUCUGUGCCUCCCCACAACCUCGGCCCCAGCUCUAGCCCCCUCCAACAGCAGCUGCUCAAGCUACACUGAGACCCGGCAUCUGACUGUGGUGGGAAUCAUGUUCAUGGCACAGACCCUGCUGGGCGUGGGCGGGGUGCCCAUUCAGCCCUUUGGCAUCUCCUACAUUGACGACUUUGCCCAUAAUAGCAACUCGCCCCUCUACCUCGGGAUCCUGUUUGCAGUGACCAUGAUGGGGCCAGGCAUGGCCUAUGGGCUGGGCGGCCUCAUGCUCCGUCUUUAUGUGGACAUUGACCGGAUGCCGGAAGGUGGUAUCAGCCUGACCCCGAAGGACCCCCGAUGGGUGGGCGCCUGGUGGCUGGGCUUCCUCAUCGCUGCCUGUGCGGUGGCUCUGGCUGCCAUUCCCUACUUCUUCUUUCCCAGGGAAAUGCCCAAGGAGAAGCAAGAGCUUCACUUCCGGCAAAAGGUCUUGGCAGUUGCUGCCUCACCUGCCAGCAAGGGUAAGGACUCCCCCUCUGAACAGAGCCCUGGGGAGUCCCCAGAGAAGCAGGAUGGCCUAGCCCAGAUCGCACCAGACCUGACAGUGACCCAGUUCAUCAAAGUCUUCCCCAGGGUGCUGCUGCGGACCCUGCGCCACCCCAUCUUCCUGCUGGUGGCCCUGUCCCAGGUGUGCAUGUCGUCCAUGGUGGCGGGCAUGGCCACCUUCCUGCCCAAGUUCCUGGAGCGGCAGUUUUCCAUCACAGCCUCCUACGCCAACCUGCUGCUUGGCUGCCUCAUCAUCCCGUCGGCCAUCGUGGGCAUCGUGGUGGGCGGUGCGCUGGUCAAGGGCCUCCGCCUGAGCCCCCUGCGCUGCGGCGCUCUUUGCCUGCUGGGGUCGCUGUUGUGCCUCUUCGUCAGCCUGCCCCUCUUCUUCAUCGGCUGUCCCACCCACCAGAUCGCGGGCAUCACCGGCCAGCCUGGCACCCCGCCUGGCCCAGGGUUGUUUCCAUUCUGCAUGGAGCUCUGCUCCUGCCCAUCGGACGACUUUAACCCUGUCUGCGACCCCAGCGCCCAUGUGGAAUACAUCACGCCCUGCCAGGCAGGCUGUUCAAGCCAGGUGGUCCAGGAAACUCUGGACAAAGGCCAGGUUUUCUACACCAACUGCAGCUGCGUGGAGGGGGGCGGCCCUGUGAGCGCAGGCUCCUGUGACUCGCCCUGCAGCCACCUGGCGCUGCCCUUCAUUACAGUGGUUGGGAAAGGCUCCACGCUGCUGCAAGACCCUUGGGGGCUGGCGUUCCUCCAUCCUAAUGCCACCCGUGUCUCUCUGCAUGUCAGGGGAGUGAAGAAAGAAGACAAGGCUUUGGCUGUGGGGAUCCAGUUCAUGCUCCUGAGAGUUUUGGCCUGGAUGCCCAGCCCUGUGAUCCACGGCAGUGCCAUUGACACCACCUGCGUGCACUGGGCCCUGAGCUGUGGGCGGCGAGCUGUCUGCCGCUACUAUGACAACGACCUGCUCCGAAACAGGUUCAUCGGCCUCCAGGUCUUCUUCAAAACAGGCACCCUGGUCUGCUUCGCCUUAGUUUUGGCCAUCCUGAGGCAGCAGGACAAAGAGGCAAGGACCAAGGCGAGCAUAUCCAGUCCUGGUCUAAGAGAGCAGCAACUGUUGUUGUCAGGGUCAGAGAAGAAGCCAGAGGAUUCCAGAGUGUGAACCAUCCUGGGGCCUAUCCUGGCCAAGACUAGCAAUCCUUUGCUCAAGACUGAGUGUCAAGAGACCUGUGUUCCAAUUCUGGCUUCUCCACUAAAUUGCUGUGACUUUGGGCAAGCCGCUGACCCUCUCUGGGCCUUUGCUUGCUCUUCUGAACCAAAGAGUUGUUUGGAGGUUUGCUGCGUUGGCCACUUCUGAAGCAAGAGGAUCCUCCCCUUUCCUCCCCCAGCCAGCCAGUCGACCUGGAACCAGGCUUUCCUGGGUGGAAGGACUACAUAUCGUUUCCCCGGGGCCUCAGGAUAGGAAAGCGAACAUAGUAGCCCAGGCUAGCCUCCACACUGGGCCCCAGCCCAGCUCUGACACUCACCUGGAGCACCCUCUCUGAGCCUCAGCCACCCCCGACAGGUGAAAAUGGACUUGCCAGCUUUCAAGCUCAUUCAGCUGUGACCCUCUGUGUGGUCAGGAUGGACUCAGGUCUCCUCCCAACCCCAGCAGCCUUCAAGAAGUGUCCCUUUGGCGCCCCCUGGAGGCAAAGCCCUGAGCUGGACUCUGAGGAGAGAGCCACAGAGAGGAAGGAGAGGGACACCCAGACUCCAUAGGGCCUUGGGAAGGCCCGUUUGGGGGUCCCAGGAAGACUCAGCUGAAGGGAGAGCCUCACUCUCUGGCA
Carlito syrichta (Philippine tarsier) is the source of this 3039-nucleotide messenger RNA. RefSeq names its product solute carrier organic anion transporter family member 2B1 (gene SLCO2B1). The transcript is spliced from 15 exons. The record is from RefSeq and is a predicted model, not a curated record. Gene Ontology annotation, biological process: transmembrane transport; sodium-independent organic anion transport; bile acid and bile salt transport. Bases 228 to 2375 code for a protein of 715 amino acids. Gene Ontology annotation, molecular function: protein binding; bile acid transmembrane transporter activity. Gene Ontology annotation, cellular component: membrane. Lineage: Eukaryota; Metazoa; Chordata; Mammalia; Primates; Tarsiidae.